GCCAGGUAGGCUCUCCCAGCCCCCAAAUAAUACAUGUAACUGCGUUGCCCUGCCCAUAUCGAGGGCCUUUUCGUUUCGAGGAAACUGCUCGUCACAUCCAGACUCCGAGUAUGAUCGGCUCUCUGGCAUGUCCCUACCCGCUCAAGAGCAUCACUGACGCCGAGCUACAGAAGCUCGCCCAAGCACUCUGGAACUGGAACAUUUGCGAGGCGUGUCAGAAUGUCGAGACCUGUACAAACUCGGGAUGCUCAUGGAGGCGCUCAGCUCGGUUAAAGCGCUUCUUUGACUAUUACAAAUAUGUCACAUCUUCCUAUGUCCCAGAUUUGCUGCCUACCAGCACCCCGGCCUUGCGCAACCAUGAAGACGUUUUCGAUAUCAUCAGGCUACUCCAGGCUCAUCCCGAUACGAAGCGCUCAGAGUUGACGCAUGAAUACCUCUCCAAGCGGGAUAAACCACCUUCUUCCAGUGAUCAGCAUUGGGCCUUCAACCUUGCCGUACAAGUCAUGUCCAUGGUCAAGUGUUCAGCCGAAAACCAACCCUCGAGUCUGCUAGAACUCGGCACCCAGGCAAUCCAGUGGCAUUUCGAUGAGUCGCUGGCUGAAUUCCUAUCAAGAGCGUUUCCGCAAAAGGAUACAGGCAAUCUCCAUGUUCACGAUGACUCGGGCCAGAUUAGAGAUAUAAAACCGGCCUUAACAGCCAGGCGUCUAAAGAAAGUUGCAGGGCUGAGAUUUCAAGGGACUGAUGACCUGCAAAACCAUCUAAGGAUGGACGUCAAAAAGGGAGUCGUGGAGAUUUACCAUUACACAAGCGUCCUAAGGGAGCAUUUGGCGGCGUCGCAAACGCUGCACGACUCAUUAGUCUUUGAGAACUCCAUCUCAGCAAGAAAUAUUCCUAGACAAAUCGCGCUCGAAGCUUUGGAUUCAAUGCAGAAGAUCCUCUUCCCCUUCGAUUCAGACUCGGAGAAGAUUCUCCGCGAUCUAGUAGCCAAGGAAUCCCUCGACCCCGAUUGCCUACAAUAUGCCUCGGCCGUCUAUCGAAGGGAAAGUGAAGAAGUCGUAUCUUACAACUACUUCGGCGCGCGACUCGUGGAUCUAUUCAGAGAGCUGGAGGAUCCCAGCCCCCGCGGUAUACUGGAGAAAUGGCUUCAGCGCAAAAGCGGCGCUCGCUAUAUGAUGAUGGCAACGCUCGUUGGUGUCAUUAUAGCAAUUAUUCUGGGGAUUCUCGGGCUGGCUGUUGGGGUAUUCCAGGCCUGGGUGUCAUACGAAGCUUGGAAACACCCUGUGAGUUCUGGCAACUGAUCCGGUCUCAAAAGCGGUGAACUUUGCAGGUAAACAUGUUGAACAACCCACGAGGGUUGACGCAGGACUGGAUGGCAGAGUGUUUCUACAGCGCUGUAUCAAGGAGAGCUGCAGCGUAAUUUACAGGGCUGAUGACUGAAUAACAUGAGUGAAUCCCUUUCCAGUAGUCUUGAAAUAUACAGACAAGGGUGUAAAUGUACUUGCGCCUUGCCGUUGUGGGAGUGACUGCACUUUACUUG
This is a messenger RNA of Trichoderma harzianum CBS 226.95, 1537 nucleotides long. RefSeq lists its product as hypothetical. Lineage: Eukaryota; Fungi; Ascomycota; Sordariomycetes; Hypocreales; Hypocreaceae. The record is from RefSeq and is a predicted model, not a curated record. The coding region runs from base 111 to 1298 and encodes 395 amino acids. The transcript is spliced from 2 exons.